AUGGAGCUGUUUGUGUUCCGCCAGCAACUGGUCGAUCGGCGCGUGCUGCCCGACUUCCAAUUCGCCACGUACGCUCCGGAGGAGCUUCUAGAGGUGCGCGUCAUCACUGACCCGCGCCACCCCGCCUACGGGCAGGCUGGCCUCUUUGCCAAGAGCACGAUCCCGUCCAACACAAUCGUCACGCCUUACUCGGGUUUCAUUGAGGUCUUCGCCACGUCGUGCAACUCCCGCACGUACACAAUGGGGUUUGGUGCCGUCGGAGACGACUAUGCGCUCGACGCGGAGUUUGUCGGCAACUAUGGGCGCUUCGCGAACGACCCGCGUGGCGUCGGCACUCUGCAGGCGAACCUCUCCGCUGAAAACCGCUUUAACAGUCGCGGGGAGUCUUUCACAGCACUCGUGUCGCGGCGACAGAUCAACGCGGGGGAGGAGAUACUCAUGUCCUAUGGCAAGGCACAUCGACUGAGCGCGACACCAUGGAUGAACGUCCAGGGAGAGCCCAUCAUGCGACCGCGCCUCGGCGGUAUCGUACCGUUCCCGUCUUUCCGCACUGAAUCUGUCUCCGCUGUCACUGAUUCGACCUCUGCGUCCCCUGCGCUCGCCACAUCGUUGUCGCAAAGGUCUGCCGACGGCGCCAAGACCGAGGACGGCUGUGCAGCUGAGGGGUCAGGCGUCGCUGCCGUCAGCGCCUCUGCGACAGGUGGUUCCGCCUCAUUAUCCGAGGUUGAUGGCGCAUCAGCGCCGGCCAUCGAUCCCGCGGGGGCCACCUUGAACGCGCCAGACACGAAGCAGCCGGUGGCGCUGUCGAGAUUCUUACCUGACGUCGCUAACGAUCUUCUUUGGGAGUGCACGCAGUGCGGUAUGUGGUCGAUCUGUGAGGCAUCCACGGCGGAUGCGCCGCUGCCCUGCGCUGCUUGCGCCACCCCAAAACUGAGUGGCGCACGGCUAGUGAGUCUGCUCAGCAGUCCAGCCAUCACACAAGCGAUGUUGCUAGCAGAAGCGGGGCUUGACGCUCAAGGGCCCUCUGCAGCAAGUACCUCCACGCCGCCGCCAACUCAGGUCUCCGCUGCGUCGCUUACCUCCUCUACUAGCUUCAGCUCUGAGCACACCGACUGGCCCAUGAACGUGCCGUUUCUACCGUGGCAGGUCUGGGAUGCGGCCGUGCCACUGACGGUGCUGGCGAAGCACUCGCGCUUCGAGACCCAGGGACACAUAUUCGUGUACACGGUCGACACCGGGCUGGGCCGAGAGAAGCGCGGCCGCAGUGUGCGUGAUGUCCACGGGAGUGGGUCCUCAGUGACUGCGCACAUGCCGCCAGGGACCCCCGACGCGGAGCCAUCGCAGGAAACCCGUUCCUCAACGGUGGCCCGGUUCCAGCUUCAUUCGCGUAACGCAGAUGACGCCUCGCUAGCGGGGCUGCGAGUUCGUGACGAACACCCUAUUGUCACCGAAGAGAACCGGACCGGCGGCGGCAGCGCCGGCCACAGCAGUGGCCGCUCGAAGCGCAACGCGCUGUGGGAACGACAAGGCGAUUUGGACUCGGAGGAGCUCGCACUUCUCACCCCCGGUAUUGCAACGCUGCCCUUGCUCUCAUCUUCCGUCUCCGCCUACUCGCCGGCGCAUGCUCUAGCCUCUGCCGCCUCGCCGACGAAGCUGCCUUUUCUUGAGUGGACAACAUCGGCGAGCGGAGAGGGUGGUACUUCCACAGGCGAGCACUUGGGCCUCGCGCAGAUGGGAAGUCUCACUGCGGUUCCUUCGCACGAGACAAGUGACUCCGUUGCAGGCAUGUUGACCCGGCCCCCACUCUCUUACCUCUUGUCCACGACGCAGGAAGUGGACCGGCUUGUCGUUCUGCACCGUGCCGCUGCCAGUGGGCCGUCGCCGGUUGCUGGGACGUCGUAUUCGCCGCAGAUGGCCCUUGUCCGCCGGCGUUUGCAGUGCAUGACGCGCAGACUUUUCACUGGCAAAGCGUUUCAUCCAGGUGACGUCGUCAGCUACGUUGGUGGCCUUGUGCGGCGGCGCGGUGACUCCCGAUGCCGCGUGUCGAACUCCUGCCUCGAGAUCCCUCUUCGCUUCUUUCUCCCGCCACGACUGCGCCACCGUUGUGGCGGCAGGGCUUGCUUGGCACGCUCAGGAGAUUCGCAGGGCGACACAGCGGAGGACGCAACGUUGCAGACCUUCUGUGAGCGCCUCGAUCGCCUUUCCCUUGUUGUGACAAACGAGUUCAUGUACUGCCCCUGCCUCGUGCUGGAGGUUACGCAGGAGGAGGAUAGGGCGCCACUGAUAGGGACAGAGGUAAGCGACUCUGCCAGCGAUAGUGCUGGGUAUGAGGACGAGGUGGAUGAUGCGCUCGAGUCCUGCAACGUGGCCCUCGUGCUCACGUUGGACACUCUUGGCAGCCCCUUCGCGUGUGCAGUGGCGAUCAAGCCCAUCGGCGCCUUUGAGCCCCUUCUGGCGCGUGCGCAGUAG
This is a messenger RNA of Leishmania mexicana MHOM/GT/2001/U1103, 2469 nucleotides long. RefSeq lists its product as hypothetical. Bases 1 to 2469 code for a protein of 822 amino acids. Gene Ontology annotation, molecular function: protein binding. NCBI's taxonomy places the organism in Eukaryota, Euglenozoa, Kinetoplastea, Trypanosomatida, Trypanosomatidae. The transcript has a single exon. The record is from RefSeq and is a predicted model, not a curated record.